AUGCUGAAAGGUGCAGAUGAUUCUGUUAUGGAGCAGGAGGACUCUGCUUCCCGACAUGGAGAAAUGAUGAGUUGGGAUAUCAAUGAUAUCAAACUUCCCCAGCACGUGAGCCAGACAGACUGGUUUCAAGAAUGGCCAGAUUCCUAUGUAAAGCACAUCUAUAGCUCAGAGGAUAAAAAUGCUCAGAGGCACCACAGCAGCUGGGCAAUGAGAAACACCAACAACCACAACUCUCGCAUCUUAAAAAAGUCCUGCCUUGGGGUGGUGGUUUGUGGUAACGACUGCUCUACCUUGGAUGGGAGGAAGAUCUACCUCAGACCGGCCAUAUGUGAUAAAGCCAGGCAAAAACAACAGCGGAAAUGCUGUCCAAACUGCAAUGGACCACUGCGACUUCUUUCCUGCCGAGGCCAUGGUGGUUACCCAGUUACCAACUUCUGGAGGCAUGAAGGCCAAUUCAUAUUUUUCCAGUCCAAAGGAGCUCAUGACCACCCACGUCCAGAAACAAAACUAGAAGCAGAAGCAAGAAGAUCAAUCCAAAAAGCAAAGACAGCUUUUUCUCCAUCUGCUCUAAGACUAAAAAGAGUCCAGGAGAUUGAGUCUCUGCCAGGUUCAAUGCCGACAAAGGAGCCUUUGCUUCUUUCCAACCCGGAUGCUCACUUGCCACCUGCUAAUUUCAGGGGACAUUUAAGCACAAGCUGGCAGGAGCCAACGCUGAGCAGCUGCUCUGGGCAGUUUCCAUACCCAAGGACACCUGGAGAGGAUGGGCCCUCCGGAGAGGCACCGGCUUGGAGCCGAGGCCUGUCCCUCAGCAGCGCCCCCCGAGCCAAGGGGCCGAGCGGUGUCCCUGCUGUGCCCAGCACGGCCUCUCCUCCCCUGCCGGCCGCCCACCUCAGCGCCCAGCACAUCCUGCCCGGGACAAAGGGCGGUCGUGACCCCUUCAGGUCUGACGGGGGCCCUUUGGGAGAUGGAUCCUGUGGGGAGAAAUCCCCACUGACCUACAGCGGCAGCUGCUUCCCUCUGCCGCCCUACCCCGCGCCCUGCGCCAUGGCGAGCGGGGCACAGGCUCGCCCGCAGCUCUCGCUGCCUCCGAGGGGAAGCGACGGAGACGGGUGGGGGAGGGCACCAAGUCUGUCUCAGCUAUUGCAACAACGAUAUGUUUUUUAA
This is a messenger RNA of Cinclus cinclus, 1164 nucleotides long. It is a transcript of the gene GCM1, whose product is annotated as glial cells missing transcription factor 1. The coding region runs from base 1 to 1164 and encodes 387 amino acids. NCBI's taxonomy places the organism in Eukaryota, Metazoa, Chordata, Aves, Passeriformes, Cinclidae. The record is from RefSeq and is a predicted model, not a curated record. Gene Ontology annotation, molecular function: RNA polymerase II cis-regulatory region sequence-specific DNA binding; DNA-binding transcription activator activity, RNA polymerase II-specific. The transcript has 5 exons. Gene Ontology annotation, cellular component: nucleus. Gene Ontology annotation, biological process: gliogenesis; regulation of transcription by RNA polymerase II.